Molecule: messenger RNA, 2232 nt
Organism: Dermatophagoides pteronyssinus (European house dust mite)
Lineage: Eukaryota; Metazoa; Arthropoda; Arachnida; Sarcoptiformes; Pyroglyphidae
Product: pyruvate dehydrogenase [acetyl-transferring]-phosphatase 1, mitochondrial-like
Biological process (GO): protein dephosphorylation
Cellular component (GO): mitochondrion
Molecular function (GO): cation binding; [pyruvate dehydrogenase (acetyl-transferring)]-phosphatase activity
Source: RefSeq, a predicted model, not a curated record
CAGCUGGUGUGUUCAUUGGUUCGAUGUUUUUAUAAAUUUUAAUUUCCGAAACAAAAAACCGGAUCCAAAAAAGAUUUCAACAAGGAUCUAUUUCAGAUGGAAAAAUGCUGAUAACAUUGGCUACCAGAAUAUUACAUCAUCGAUAUUAUAAAGUUUUAUAUUCAAAAUCGAUUGCCGAUUAUUUGAUCUUAUCGAUCAAACACGAUGGCCAAUAUAAUGCACAACAAUAUCGAUGUUUAGCAUCAUCAUUUUUUCGAAAUCCAACAAAAAUUGAAUCAUAUUUUAGUGCGAUAGGAGGCGAAUCGGAUGAUCCACCACCAGAUCUAACCCCCGAGCAAGUUACAGCCAUAUUACGAACGAAUGAAUCGUUGGUCCUGAACAAUGCUAUUGCAGCUGAAAACAUUCGAUUUUUGGAGAAUUUUCUUGAUGUUCUGGAAUCGAAAAAAUUUGCCAAAAAUAAAAAAUUCGAAGCCAUUCGAAGAAAACAACGACGAAUCAUAUCUUCGGAAAAUCAACCACAACCAAAAAAAUUAUAUUCAUUAAUUGAUCAUCCAUGGAUUUCACAGAUUGAAUCAAAUCAAUUGGCCUCGAAUCAUCCAAUCGAAGAUCGAUUACGUGUUUCGACCAUAAAUUUAGAUGAUGAUGAAGAUAAUCGUGCAACUAUAUUCGGUGUUUUUGAUGGUCAUGGUGGUGGAUUCUGUGCCGAUGUCAUUGCUCGACGUUUGUUUCAUUAUAUUGCAAUUGGAUUGAAAGCCAAACACAUCAAUUCAACGCAAUCAAAAGAAAUGGCUACAAUCGAUACGAAUAACAUUGCCAAAAUAGUUUCCGAUCAUUCAUUAUCACCUUCAAAUUUUUAUCAUAAUAUUCAUUCAAUAUAUGAAGCUGAAGUUGCACGAAGAUUACAAUCUAGAAUUGAAGAAUUUGAAAAAGAUGCUUUGCAAAAAUUUGCUAUCGAAGAAUUGGAAGAUAAUUCUCCGGUAUCAACAGAUGAUACAAUCAAAUCAAUUUUAGAAAGAGCUUUUAUACGCUGUGAUCAAGAUCUUAGUCAUGAAAUUGAAACAAAUUUAACUAAUACUACAUCAAAUCUAUUGUUACAUUAUUAUCAUUCACUUUCUGUUUCGGGUUCUUGUGCUUCAGUAGCUCUAGUCAUUGGUAAUAAACUUUAUAUUGCUUCAACUGGUGAUUGUCGUGCUGUAAUGGGUUUGCUUCGUGUAGAUGAUCAACACCAACAACAACAUAAUAAUCAAUCAACAACAAAACAACGAUUAUCAUCAUUGGAAAAGAAACAAAAACUUCGUGUUAUUGAAUUAUCACGUGAACAUAAUUCAGAUAAUGUUAAUGAAUUAAAUAGAAUAUAUUCUGAACAUCCAAAAGAAGAACAUAAUUAUAUUAUACGUGAACAUCGUUUAUUAGGACAGUUAAUGCCAUUACGUGCAUUUGGUGAUUUUUCAUUUAAAUGGUCAGUUGAUAAAAUGAAACAAUUAGGUUUAACACGUGCAUUUGGUAGUCAUAUUAUACCUACAUUUUAUCGUACACCACCAUAUCUAAUUGUUCAACCUGAAAUAACAAUGUUUGAUUUAGAACAAGACGGUGAUAUGUGGUUAGAUCGUUUUGUUAUAAUAGCAACUGAUGGCCUUUGGGAACAAUUUGAAUCAUCACGUAAAGUUGUUAAAGCUGUUAAUCGUUACCGGCAAAAUCUUGGCCAACAAAUUAUGGCAUAUAGAUCUGCACAAGUGUUUGAAAUUGAAUCAAAAAAUAAUAAUGAUGAUCAAUCAUCAUCAUCAUUAACACUACAGGAGAUUGUUGAUCGUCUAAGUAAACAGGUAAAAAAUGGCCCCAUUACAACGUUCAAACGUGUUACAGCCGAUGAUGAUCUUAUUGAAGAUAUAAAUUGUGGUACAUUUUUAUUACGAACUGCUUUAAGUGAAAUUUCUGUUAAUGAACCAAUAGUACCACGACCGAAUAUUGGUAGAAUUUCUGAAUCUGAUCCAUUAUUAAUGGAACAAGAAGAAGAACGUGAAAAAUUUUCACAUCAUGUUGAUCAAAUUGAACAACAAAAACGACGACAUCAAAAAUUAGUUUCAUAUUUAACAUUACCAAAAUCGGUUGUACGUAAUUUUCGUGAUGAUAUAUCAUUGAUUGUAAUCGGUCUUAAAUGCAAAAAGUGAUGAUUUUCCUUCUUUUCAUAUGUGUAAAAAGUUGUUGUUGUUGUUGCAAUGUUUUAAAUGAUUU